AUGACUCAUAUUAGAAACCUGAAAAACCAAAUUAUGACAACGAACGUCUGGGUGGAACAAGAAUGGAAAGACUACAAGUUGGUGUGGGAGCCUGAGGACUACGGUGGAGUCGAAAUCCUUCAUGUGCCCUCUGAACACAUUUGGCUGCCAGAUAUCGUCCUCUAUAACAAUGCCGACGGAAACUACGAGGUGACUAUCAUGACGAAGGCUGUGUUACACUACGACGGCAGAGUCACCUGGAAGCCCCCAGCCAUAUACAAAUCCUCCUGUGAGAUCGACGUCGAGUUCUUUCCUUUCGACCAGCAGACGUGUUUCAUGAAGUUUGGCUCCUGGACUUACGAUGGCUACAUGGUGGACCUGCAGCACCUGCACCAGCAGCGCGGCAGUAACCUGGUGGACCCGGGUAUUGACCUAAACGACUACUACAUCUCCGUUGAGUGGGACAUCCUCAAAGUACCCGCCCUCAGGAAUGAGCGCUUCUACCCGUGCUGCCAGGAGCCCUACCCGGACAUCUACUUCAACAUCACCAUGCGGCGGAAAACGCUCUUCUACACCGUUAACCUCAUCAUCCCCUGCGUGGGCAUCUCCUUCCUCUCAGUGUUGGUCUUCUACCUUCCAUCAGACUCCGGCGAGAAGGUGUCCCUCUGUAUCUCCAUCCUGCUCUCCCUCACUGUGUUCUUCCUCUUGUUAGCGGAGAUUAUUCCGCCUACGUCCUUAGCGGUGCCGCUGUUGGGGAAGUAUUUAUUAUUCACUAUGAUUCUGGUGACACUGUCCGUCAUGGUGACUAUAGGAGUCCUCAAUGUCAAUUUUCGGUCCCCGUCAACGCACAAAAUGGCCCCCUGGGUGAGAAAGGUCUUCAUUGAGAUGUUACCUAAGUUUUUAUGGGUGGAAAGGCCGAAGAAAGACGAAGAAGGUCCGGAUGAAGUUACAGCCGGAGGGGACACUUCCUUCACGCCUUCGAGCGACGGGUUCGACAAGUUUCCCUUCGAGGAUCAUCCGUAUGACAUCCCAGCGAUACCUCCUUCCCCGUAUGACCGUGAUAGAUACGGGGACGACCACCUAGCCCUGCCCGCCCCCGAGUGUCACUCCCAAUCCCACGCCCACGAGGUCGCCUUCGUCCCUGAACUGGAGGAGCCCCGCCCAUACCACGAUCACCGCACCCUCAGGAGCAUCGAGUAUAUUGCCCAACACAUGCGCAAUGUCGACUCCUUUGGGGAGAUCGAGGAUGAUUGGCGGUACGUGGCGAUGGUGCUAGACCGUCUCUUCCUGUGGAUCUUUAUGGUGGCUUGUGUCCUCGGAACCUGUGGGAUCAUCUUCAGGGCGCCGUCCCUAUACGACACAACUCUCCCCAUUGACAUUCAGCUGUCCAAGGUCGCGCAACGCCGCCGUCUAGAUCUUAUGGGACCCGAAGAAUAAUGGCACCUAGUUCUAGACGACAUAAAGGUGUUUCUUAUGAAGUGUGUGGCACGUGUACAGACGCUGAGGGUAAUGUGAUAAUGGAUAUUGAUGAUCAUAUGAGGUCACGCUUUGUUGAUGACUGGAAAAUCGGACAGGGAAUAUGCAGCGCUGGAACACGAAUGAGGGUAGGGGGUAGGAUGGACUGUUGUAGCAGGUGCCGUGAGUCAAUAAGUACAACAUACUCCUGAACACUGUUCCCGCCAGUUUCAUAUAAUGGAAUGACGAACUGGAGCUCAGUGACUGUUUUUAAACUGGUGAAGUCUUUGUUAGUAAGUGAUGACCUAAAAUCCUCAUGUGAAUGAUAUUAUUCACUAUCAGCCAUGAAACAAGACUGGUGUCUCUCUGUGUAAGGUCAUUUUAUAUAAGUGAGUGAAGGAACAAACGUGAUGAGUGUGAUGUCAGAGAGAGAGAACUGUACAACAAACUCACACCGGAAGACGCAGUCACCAGGACACUGUUGUCUGGCACUGCGCAGUGUAUAUGUGUUGUUUAUAAUCAAAAAUGCUCAAAAUUAUUGAAAGAACAGUUUUA
Messenger RNA from Homarus americanus (American lobster), 1989 nucleotides. Its product is annotated as acetylcholine receptor subunit alpha-like 1. Gene Ontology annotation, molecular function: acetylcholine-gated monoatomic cation-selective channel activity; transmembrane signaling receptor activity. Gene Ontology annotation, cellular component: synapse; neuron projection; postsynaptic membrane. The transcript has 6 exons. Bases 1 to 1416 code for a protein of 471 amino acids. Gene Ontology annotation, biological process: chemical synaptic transmission; monoatomic ion transmembrane transport; nervous system process. The record is from RefSeq and is a predicted model, not a curated record. Lineage: Eukaryota; Metazoa; Arthropoda; Malacostraca; Decapoda; Nephropidae.